This is a messenger RNA of Gregarina niphandrodes, 882 nucleotides long. Its product is annotated as Scd6-like Sm domain protein. Gene Ontology annotation, molecular function: mRNA binding. The transcript has a single exon. Gene Ontology annotation, cellular component: P-body. Gene Ontology annotation, biological process: P-body assembly; cytoplasmic stress granule assembly. Bases 1 to 882 code for a protein of 293 amino acids. The record is from RefSeq and is a predicted model, not a curated record. NCBI's taxonomy places the organism in Eukaryota, Apicomplexa, Conoidasida, Eugregarinorida, Gregarinidae.
AUGAGUGCAGCGACUCCCUACAUAGGUUCGAAAAUCUCGUUGGUGACGAGCAGCGAUUUGCGGUAUGAGGGUGUGUUGAUCAACAUCAACACUGCACAGUCGACGGUUACGUUGCGUGACGUUCGCAUGACCGGGACUGAGAGAGCUGGUCAGUUCGUGAUGCCGACGAACGAGGUGUAUGACUACAUUGUGUUCAACGGUAAGGACAUCAAAGAUCUGACAGUGUCGGAGCCAGCGCCUGCGACGACGAGCAUGUCUGCCCGACAAGAUCCGGCCGUGGUAGCUGUCAACAUCCCGCCGCAUCAUCUGGGCAACGGCUACGGCCCUCCCGCCAGUUACGGUCAGGGUGCCGGCCAGGGUUACGGCGGUGGCUACGGUGGAGGCUACGGAGGCGGACCCGGUGGCUACGGUCGGUACGAAGACUACGCACCCGGGAGGCGACCGAACGCGCGCUUCGCCAAAGGCGGUCCGGGUGCCAACAGGGGUGGUGUAGUAGGUGAAUUGUCAGCCCAGCCCAAUAACUCGCUCAAGCAACAGGUCGCCGAUGCUUUCGACUUUGAGCAAGCCAACACCAAGUUCGCUAAGGACGCCGCCGAUGUGCCCAGUGCCACCACACCUGCUGCGUACAACAGAGAAACCAGCUUCUUUGAUAACAUCAGCUGCGAAGCCUUGUCUCGUAAAAACCAACCUAGUGGCGGACCAAACAACCGCGUCGACCGCGAGAAACAGCGAGAACUCGACACUGAAACCUUCGGACCCGGUGCAGCCGCUUCCAACCUGCGCUACCCCAGAAGACCCUUCAAACGUAACCGCAAUCUGGCACGCGGUGGCGCCGCUCAAGCCGCCUACGUUAACAGAGGCUACCUCAAUGUCACCUACUAG